AUGGCAGCUCUGAUGUGUCCAGGUGAUUCUGCUGGUAGUAAGAAGAUUAGUAAAGCGGAACGGAUGAAAUUGUUAAGAGAAGAGGAAGAACGUCGAAUGCUGGAGGAAGAGCAAGCCCGCUUACGUUUUGAGCAGGAACAAGCUGUGAAGGCCGAAAAGGAACGUAUUGAAAGAGAGAAGACAGAACGCCUCGAAGCCAAAGAUCAAGAACGCCGGGGUGAGGAGUUAGAUGAACUUUAUGAGUUAGAAGAGAGCUUUUUCCUUGCCAGCCAAUGGAAGUUGAAAAGUAGAGCCCUUGCUAAGUGGGAACAUUACACAGGUUGUGACGGCAGCCCAGACCCAACUGUUCCCCAGGAAAUCAACACUUUCAUGAGUUUGUGGCUGGAAGAGACCCAGAACGAUAUUACGACAGUGGUCGAGAAAGGCAGCAAGGUGCUGGAACUUAUUGCCAAGUUAGAGAUGUACGUGUUGGAGACCCCGUUUGAAGAGCUCCCUUCCAAAGAUGUCGCUCAGUACCAGGAGACAAUUGUGCAAUUGCAGAAUGUGCUUCGCCACAAAUACAACCAAGCAACAGAACAUCUGCUGAAGCAAGCCAGUAGUUAUGGAGAAUCCGAAAGCGGAAAUAUGGAACUCGUCAUGAAAGAGACGGACAUGACGCUGUGCCUUUGGGCCAAUCUCAAGAAGAAUGCAAGAUUCCGGAGCCAGAUAUUUUACGAUGAGAACAAGCAGCCCUGCCAUGCGUUUGAUCUUCCCAAGCCGCUGACCACCUGCGACGUGGCCGUACGCAUCUUGCACACCCAUUAUGACCAUUUGUCGCCUUUUCAAACGUUCCCCAGAGAACUCCCAAAGUUGGACCUCCCGUUCGCAGAGGAAAUCACUCAGCCCAGCGAGGACAAACAAGUCUCAAGUGAAGAGCGGGAGACCUUGAAAGACAUGUCUGAGAUCAAAACAGAAGCCUCAGCCAGAACGAUGACCUUCAGCGAUGUCUUCAGUUAUUCAGAAAGAAGAAGAAGCAGCAGCUCCAGGGGCUCUGGCAGCAGAGAAGAUCAUUAUAACAAAAGCUCCUUUUUCCUUCGGUCCACCUCCAGAGCUCAUGUUUCAGCCCUGCGGCUCUUUGAUAUCAGUGAAUUGGAUAUCCUCGAAGAUUACACGGUGGAUUUACACCAGUUCAUGCCAGUGGGAGGCGUCUAUCACUGUGAUUUGCUGAAGCUCCCACCUCAAGCCAAGCAGGUCAAAGGAUGGACCAUCGUGGAAAUCUUGGAUACAGGAUUAGAGACUUACCCCUACACUGCGACAUGUGAGGAAUCUGAAGACAACUCAGCCGUGACGGUGGGGAUCACGAUCCAUCUGACUGAUUCCGUGAUUUAUUUUGAAGAGCCACUGAUAGCGAGGUGGGAUAAUCAAGAUAAAUACUGGAGGACCGAUGACAUUGGGGAGGUGGUCUACAGCAUGAACGAGAAGGCGAUCUCCUUCAGAAUGAACGGCUUCUUCACCGUCACGUUACUUCAGGAUGCUCACCUCAACAUGCCGUAUCAAGCCUGGGAGCUCCAGCCUGUAGGCCCCGACCGAGCUAUUUUUACCAUCCUCACCACCUUUGCUGAGGUCCAGAUCCACAUCAAGGAAAGUCAAUGUAUGAUCUAUUCUGUGGCUACAGUCGAAGAUUCUGACCUGCUUAUGGGGCUGAGAGAAAAAUGGAUGACACCCAUGGCCCUCAUGAUGGUCCUGAAGAGAGCCGGCAUGAACAUCUUUCCCGCUGAAUACUCCUCAAAGUAUGUCAGCGUGAACAAAAAAACGCUGUUGGCAGAAAUCAUGGUUUAUCAGCAAAUGUCUCUUGUUGCCACCUCUUUUGCCUUUGGCUGGAGCAAAUGGAAUCUGAAGAGCGGAGAGAAUAAUCUGGUCUUUAAGGCCUGUGAACAUCUGACCGAAGAAGACCAGAUCCAGGAAGAAGCAUGGGCUCUUUACAUGUUCAACGGCCAAAGAGCUCAGAAGCUUGCGAUCGGUGAAGACAGCGAUUCUUUCUCCAAGAACAUUGCAGAAGGCUCCGAAUUCCACUCCACUCUCUAUCAUCUCCUGAAAGAUGCCGGGAGCACAGCGGCAAUGGACCGGGUCACACAGAGCAACUACCUGUUCAUCGAUGCCGUGUACCAAACGCUCCUUGCCACCAGGGUGCUGACAUACUCCUAACACACGCCAAAAAGCUGCUUCAGAAACUUUAUUGAGUUCACAGACACUCCAGUCGAUCAGAGGUGGAAGAAAUCACACUUCAGACAUCUCUUUUUUUUUUAAUAGAAAAGAAAAAUAAAAUAAAUAUCCGUAAGCUAUUUAAGGAUAGACUACGUGCCCUGAAUUUUU
Messenger RNA from Protobothrops mucrosquamatus (brown spotted pit viper), 2352 nucleotides. RefSeq names its product cancer susceptibility 1 (gene DNAI7). The coding region runs from base 1 to 2184 and encodes 727 amino acids. NCBI's taxonomy places the organism in Eukaryota, Metazoa, Chordata, Lepidosauria, Squamata, Viperidae. The record is from RefSeq and is a predicted model, not a curated record. Gene Ontology annotation, molecular function: microtubule binding; beta-tubulin binding. The transcript is spliced from 15 exons. Gene Ontology annotation, cellular component: axoneme.